GUUCCGCGGCUUCACGUCCGCGGGCGACGCGGGCAUGUUCAUCGACAAGUACAGCCAGUUCAUCUUCGGCGACACCUACAAGAUCGGUCCGCCGGGCCUGCCCGAGCCGGGCAUGCGCGCGCUGCUGCUCGAGCUGUCGCGCGAGCAGAAGAUGCAGCGCGACCUCAUCCUCGCGAUGACGCUCAUGUCGAUGAAGCAGGACCCGCCCUUCCUCGUGAAGAAGGUCAUCCGGCUCCUCCGCACGGCGGGCUGGCGCGUCAUCAACAAGCACUGGCACGAAGCCAUCAACUUCUGCAUCCAGCAGGGCUCCGUCCGCGCGUCGCUCCGGGACAACGGCCUCGCCUUCGAGGUGUUCUGGCCGAAGUAG
Aureococcus anophagefferens is the source of this 367-nucleotide messenger RNA. RefSeq lists its product as hypothetical. The record is from RefSeq and is a predicted model, not a curated record. The annotation marks the transcript as partial. The transcript is spliced from 2 exons. Lineage: Eukaryota; Pelagophyceae; Pelagomonadales; Pelagomonadaceae.